This is a messenger RNA of Ilex paraguariensis (yerba mate), 258 nucleotides long. The record is from the annotation of a GenBank genome assembly. NCBI's taxonomy places the organism in Eukaryota, Viridiplantae, Streptophyta, Magnoliopsida, Aquifoliales, Aquifoliaceae.
AUGGCAAGAGCAGGAGGAAUAACGAACGCAGUAAACGUGGGGAUAGCAGUGCAAGCAGAUUGGGAGAAUCGCGAGUUCAUAUCUCAUGUUUCCCUCAAUGUCCGUCGCCUCUUUGACUUCCUCGUCCAAUUCGAGGCUACAACAAAAAGCAAGCUGGCAUCCUUGAAUGAGAAGCUUGAUACACUGGAGCGUCGUCUAGAACUGCUUGAAGUCCAAGUGGGUUCUGCAACAGCCAACCCAUCUCUGUUUACUGCUUGA